Messenger RNA from Cygnus olor (mute swan), 2071 nucleotides. Its product is annotated as ras-related and estrogen-regulated growth inhibitor-like. Lineage: Eukaryota; Metazoa; Chordata; Aves; Anseriformes; Anatidae. Bases 128 to 841 code for a protein of 237 amino acids. The transcript is spliced from 4 exons. Gene Ontology annotation, molecular function: GTP binding; GTPase activity. The record is from RefSeq and is a predicted model, not a curated record.
AGCCCUGCCCGGCCCCCGGGGCGGAGCCGCCGGUGCGCGGCCGGCAGAGCGGGGAGCCCUGGAGCUUGGGAUCCUCGGAGCUUGGGAGCCUCGGAGCCCCGGAGUUUGGGAGCCCCGGAGCCCCGGCAUGAGCUUCCCGAGGCCCCUGCGGCGCUCGGUGAGCCUGAGCCCUGCCCGCACCCUGCGGCUGGUUGUGCUGGGGCAGAGCGCGGUGGGCAAGACAGCACUGACUGUAAGAUUCAUCACCAGGAGGUUCAUUGGAGACUAUGACCCAACGCUAGAAAUGAUUUACAGGCACAUGGCUGUCAUCGAUGGGGAGAUGGUGCACUUCGAGAUCCUCGACACGGCGGGGCAGGAGGAAGACUCCCUGCAGAUAGAGGAAAAGAUCAAGUGGGGAGAUGGCUUUGCAGUGGUCUACUCGGUGACGGACCGGUGCAGCUUCGACGAGGUCGUGCGGCUCUGCUUCCUCAUCAACCACAUCCACGCCAGCCCCAAGCGGAGCGGUGGGAGUGAGCAGCCCCCCGUGGUCAUCGUGGGCAACAAGAAGGACUUGCAGUUCGACAGGAUGGUGUCCACAGAGGACGGCGAAAACCUCUCCAAAACCUUGAAGCUUCCUUUCUAUGAGAUCUCCACCCGGGACAGCUAUGAAGAGACCGUGGUGGUGUUCAACACCCUCUACCAGGAGCUCAUGAGGCAGGGGCACUUCUCCCCGGGCUCCCUCAAGAGGAGGACAGUGUCAAAGGUGAUGGAGAAGAUCCCCAAGAUGCAAGCCAGCUCCACCUUGAACACGGCGGGCCGGAGCCUCAGCUUUAACUCCUUCAGGGACUACAUCCCCGAGUGAGCACCCCCAGGGCAGAGGCAGGAGCGAUGGAUAAGCCGGGACCGGGGGACGGGUCCUCCUGCUGCUGGGGCACCUGCUGGGGAGUGAGGAGCCACCUUCUCCAGGGGCUGGAGGGCAGCUUGUGGGCCAGGGCUGAGCUCCCGGUAGAGGAAGGUUAAGAGGUGGGGAGGGUGGGAUUGGUGCUGAGCAGCCUCUGAAAGCCCGUAGGUUUCCACAAACAGGCUUUGCAUCGGCAGGGAGGAUGCUCUUCCUCUGUCCCACCCCUUCGCUCCUCCUCCUCCUUCUCCUCUUCCUCCUCCACAGUUGAAGUUAGCAACGAAGGUCAUCCCUGUUGGCUUCAGCGGUGCUGGGUCAACACUCACAGGCUCCGAUUUGCUUUGUUGGGUACCAGACCCAUCUCCGACACCUCCCUGUGGAUUCCCUGCUCCCCACCCGAGGCUCGCUGGGUUUGUUUGUAUCCCUGCUGCACGGCCCUGGGCUCUGCUGGAGCCCUUCUCCUCGCUCAUGGGCUGGCAGCACAGGCAUGUUCCAAAGGAAAGCAGAGAUCUGUUUACAGCAGGGGGAAAAAAGCCUGCUAACCCCUGGCUUUUCUCAAAACCCGUGUUUUUCAACAUCUGAAGCUCCUUAUCACUCUCUCCUUUAACACCACUGUAAAUAAAAGCCUGGGCAAUGGGCUUCUGGCUGAGGCUGCCCCUUGCUCUAUGUCUCCGUCUCACUCGGGGCUGCCGGCUUCCGAGGGGAGGCACAGCAGGCUGCACUGCUGAUGUACGCUGCAACCUCGGGCUGAGAUCAUGCUUCUCCAUCCCAGGGGGAUAUUAUUCCUGACGCAACUUCUAGUGAUGCCCUCACCCUGCGGCUCAGCUCGGCAUUUGCAGUGUGUCUCAGAGGGUCCCCCGGGUGCAAGCUGUGGGACGUGGGUGCAGCGGAGCAGAGAGCGGGAGGUGCAAAUGGUUCUCGGUCCCUCACCUGCUUAUUAGUUGCCCCAUCCCAAACGGGAAAUUGCUGUGGCCAGAGAAUUUGGGUGUGCUGCUGCAUCGUCAGCACCAGGGCACAUCCUCCCGCUGAGCUGCUCCUGCCCAAUUUCUCUCCCUCCUACCCUCCCAGUGCAGAGUGCUGCUUUGCCAUCCGAAAAGUGCAUUUUUUGGGAGACCUGCAGCGUGCCGUGUGUGUGUCCUCCGAGAAGUAACUGUGUGCUGCUGCGUCCUGUGACAAUAAAAGCCCAUACAGUGA